Molecule: messenger RNA, 1263 nt
Organism: Fusarium venenatum
Lineage: Eukaryota; Fungi; Ascomycota; Sordariomycetes; Hypocreales; Nectriaceae
Product: MFS monocarboxylate transporter
Biological process (GO): transmembrane transport
Cellular component (GO): membrane
Molecular function (GO): transmembrane transporter activity
Source: RefSeq, a predicted model, not a curated record
AUGGGGUUGAAGGCUAAGAGCAUGAGAGAAUCCGACUCUCCAGCGGAGACGAUGCAAAGUGCCACGAUUGAUUUACCUGUACCGCCAGACGGAGGUUAUGGUUGGAUACAGGUCUUGGCAGCGCAUCUAGAAGUGUUUAAUACAUUUGGAUACAGUUACAGCUUUGGAAUCUUUGAACAAUACUACCAUCAUGAGCUUGGUUUUAGCUUAUCGUCAACAUCUUGGAUAGGAAGCAUUCAUCUCUUUCUUCUCUUCGUCCUUAGUACAAUUUCUGGUCGUCUUUUUGACGCAGGAUACUUUCGUCACCUUCUGAUUGUUGGAUCUUUUCUUCAGAUACUCGGACUAUUCAUGGCGUCAAUAAGCACCGAGUACUGGCACCUCUUCCUCGCUCAAGGAGUCUGCAGCGGAAUUGGAGCUGGGUUGGCGUACUGUCCUGUCAUGGCUUGCGUGUCAACAUACUUCACUAAUAAGCGGGCUCUAGCUAUCGCAGUUGUCACAAGUGGUUCUGCUACUGGUGGGAUAAUCUUUCCUAUCAUCGCUCAGCAAAUGAUGUAUGUCCACGGAUUCCCAUGGACCAUCCGUUGCAUGGCAUUUGUGAUUCUAUUCAACGCCAUUAUAGUAGUGGCCUUGGCCAAGGAGCUUCUCUUACCUCGUAAGAAUGGCCCAUUCUUCGAAUUUGCCGCCUUUAGAGAGAUGCCUUUUGUUCUUUUUAGUUGUGGGUCAUUUCUCAUACUUUGGUCUGUAUUCAUCGGUCCUAGUUACAUCAAUCAUUACGCGACAUCCGUGGUCGGCAUCAGUAAUGAGACUUCAUUGACCAUACUACUUACACUCAAUGCUUUAAGUUGCCCAGGACGAAUCAUACCGUCUCUUAUCUCGGAUGCAUAUCUCGGUCCUUUUCGGACUUUGAUUCCACUCAUGCUUUCGGCCUCUGUGCUUUACAUCGGAUGGUUGGGGGUCAAGAACCUACCAAGUGUUUUCGUUUUUGCGAGCUUAUUCGGAUUUGUAUGCGGCGGUAUACAGACUGUGGGCAUGGCUGGUCUGCCGAAUUUGACAAUCGAUCACAGUAAGAUGGGUACGCGGAUGGGAAUGAUUCUGACUAUGUGCUCUUUUGCUGCGUUGACAGGCCCGCCCAUUGCAGGUAAGUUGAUUGAACAUGGCCAUGGCAGAUACCUUUACAUGCAGAUCUGGGGGGCUUGUUCAAUGGCACUGGGUGCAGGAUUUAUCUUUGCUGCAUUUAAGAGUCGACCGAAGGGUGAUAACUAA